Zasmidium cellare ATCC 36951 is the source of this 3354-nucleotide messenger RNA. RefSeq lists its product as uncharacterized. The transcript has 2 exons. Gene Ontology annotation, molecular function: ATP hydrolysis activity; ATP binding. NCBI's taxonomy places the organism in Eukaryota, Fungi, Ascomycota, Dothideomycetes, Mycosphaerellales, Mycosphaerellaceae. The coding region runs from base 1 to 3354 and encodes 1117 amino acids. The record is from RefSeq and is a predicted model, not a curated record.
AUGCCUCCCGUCAUGGUCUCCAGCAAGACGGCCGCCCCGUCGGCCGACGACGUCGCCCAGCUCACCAAAUCCAUCUACUCGUCCAAGACGUCGCAGGAAUCCCUCGACGCCUCCUACGCCCUGACCGAUCUGCUCCUGAACAGCGUCGGCUUCCGUGGCCUGACCGCAUACAACAUCCUCCCUGAAGUCGCGAAAGCUGCGACGGACAAGAAGCAGGCGGCGAAGAGGGAGGGUGCCAUGUUCGCCCUCGGUGCCAUCUUCGAGCGGUUCCCGCCCAAGGCGAGACUCAGCGAGGUGAUUUUCCUCCUGAAAGAGCAGAACCUGGUGAGCUGUGUGCUGGAUGCCCUGUCGGAUCGGCAGUCGGCGGUGAAGGAGGGUGGCAGAUAUGCGUUGGAUGCGCUGUACGCACACUUGUCUGCCGAGGCGAAGGUCUACGGUCUGCUGCCGCUUCUGACACAGUACCUGCGUAAGAGCACGGGCAAGUGGCAGGGCGCGGUGGGCGCUUUCGAGCUUAUGGGUCGUAUGGCGGACGAUGCGAAGAUUGGUAUGGAGAGUAAAGAGAUUGAGCAGAACAAGGACUUGCUGCGUGAUGCUAUGGGCAGGAAGUUGGAGGGUUUGAUUCCGAUUGUGGAGAACGGCAUGCACGACCUCAAGGCGGAGGUGUCGAAGCAGGCGAUCAAGACGAUGAACAGUCUGGCUGAGCUGUUGCAGAACGACGAUGUGUCGCCGAGGAUACCGCUGUUGAUCAAGAGCAUGGAGGAUCCGAGUGCGGAGGCGCAGAGGAAGGCGAUUCAUGCGCUCAGCCAGACGACGUUCGUGACGAUUGUCACGUCGCCUGUGCUGGCCAUGUUGACGCCGCAACUCGAGCGUGCACUGAACACACCUACUACACCGCAGGAGGUUCUGCGACAGACUGCCGUCGUUGUCGAGAACCUGACCAAGCUGGUGCAUGAUCCUGUUGAGGCCAGGGCUUUCUUGCCCAAGCUCAAGCCUGGUAUCCAAGCCGUCAGAGAUCGUGCGUCUCUCCCUGAGGUGCGAGAGAUUGGAGCGCGGGCGUACGAUGUCAUGAUGAAGGCCAUGGGUGAGAUGCAGAAUGGCGAUUCCAAAACGAAUGCGGCUGCUAUCGAGCGGACAAAGCCUGAAGAUAUUCUCAAGCUCUUGGAAAAGGAAGUUCAGCAGAAUGGUGGUCUACUAAACUACCCUGGCGAUGCUGAAGUGUGGGCGGUGGCGAAGAACUACAUUGCGGAGAUUGUCGCGGAAGACGCCAACCAGCGUAUGCUCGAUCGAGUCGAGAAGAACAUCACCCCUUACCUUUCGCCUUUGAUGGAUGACGGCAAGGCACAGCUCGUUGCAGAAACCAUGCACAAGUUCUUGGUGGAGGAGGAUAACCGCAAGUUUGGCGAGCCCGUCAAGGAGGACGACGGCGAGACUGAGAUCGUCAACGCCAACUUCUCACUGGGAUACGGUGGUAUGCUUUUGCUGUCACACACGAAUCUGCGGCUACUCAAGGGACACCGCUACGGUCUGUGUGGACGAAACGGAUGCGGCAAGUCGACUUUGAUGCGAGCGAUUGCCAACGGCAAGCUCGAGGGCUUCCCGCCUCAAGAUGAGGUUAGGACUUGCUUCGUCGAGCACAACCAGGGCGAGGAUGCCGACUUGACUAUUCUUGAAUACUGCUGCAAGGACAAGGAGUUGCAGGGUGAGAGUAGGGAACGUAUCUCGGAGGUUUUGGAAGAGGUCGGCUUCACAUCUGGUCCUGAGGGCAGACAAUCGCAAAAAGUUGGCAGUCUGUCUGGGGGUUGGAAGAUGAAGCUCGCUUUGGCUAGAGCCAUGUUGAUGCGUGCGGAUGUCUUCCUGCUCGACGAACCGACGAACCAUCUCGAUGUUGGAAAUGUUAAGUGGCUGCAGGAGUACUUGAAGAGCCACACCGAGAUCAGCUCGCUCAUCGUCUCUCACGAUUCUGGAUUCCUGGACGAGGUCUGCACGGAUGUCUACAACUACGAGACCAAGAAGUUGGUGCAUUACAAGGGCAACCUUGCGGAUUUGGUCAAGGUCCGACCUGAAGCCAAGAGCUACUACACCCUCAGUGACUCGCAGGUGCAGUUCAAGUUCCCACCUCCUGGUAUCCUCACCGGUGUCAAAUCGAACACUCGAUCGAUCUUGCGCAUGUCGCACUGCACAUUCACAUACCCCAACGCACCCAAACCCAGUCUGCAGGAUGUCAGCGCAUCGCUCACGCUGAGCAGCAGAGUCGCCAUCAUUGGUCCAAACGGUGCUGGCAAGUCUACCCUGAUCAAGGUCCUCACUGGCGAGGUCAUCCCACAAGAUGGCAAGGUCGAGAAGCACCCCAACCUGCGUAUCGGCUACAUCAAGCAGCACGCUCUUGAGCACGUCGAGAUGCACUUGGAGAAGACGCCAAAUCAAUACCUGCAAUGGCGAUAUGCCAACGGAGACGAUCGUGAAGUGCUGAUGAAGCAAACCCGUGUUCUCACCGCCGAAGACAAGGCCCAGAUGGAGAAACAUGUCGACACCGGCGAAGGCAAAGGCAUGCGACAGGUCGAAGCCCUGAUCGGCCGACAAAAGUACAAGAAAUCCUUCCAGUACGAAGUCAAGUGGGUCGGCUGGCUCCCCAAGCACAACAGCAUGGUCUCCCGCGAGACGCUGAUGGAGUGGGGAUACCAGAAACUCAUCCAGGAAUUCGACGACCACGAGGCCAGCAGAGAGGGGUUGGGAUUCCGACAGCUGGAACCCAAGGUCAUUGCGAAGCACUUCGAGGACGUUGGUCUGGAUCCAGAGAUUGCGAAUCACAAUGAGAUUAGCGGGUUGAGUGGUGGACAGAAGGUCAAGGUCGUUCUUGCGGGUGCCAUGUGGAACAACCCCCAUCUCCUCGUCCUCGACGAACCGACCAACUUCUUAGACCGCGACUCCCUCGGAGGCCUCGCCGUCGCCAUCCGCGACUACCGCGGCGGCGUCGUCAUGAUCUCUCACAACGAAGAAUUCGUCGGCGCCCUCUGCCCGGAACAAUGGCACGUCGUCGACGGCAAACUCACCCAAAAGGGCCACCUUGCCGUGAACCUCUCUUCCUUCGAAGAAGGCUCCCGUCCGGGCUCAUCGCUCGCUUCCUCCGCCGCCGCCAGCUCCGUCGUCUCCAGCGCGACCGGCACGCCGAUCGGCAGUGGCGCGCAGAGCGAGGCUGAAGAAGGCGGGGAGUUGAAAUUCAAGGCUAAGAAGAAGAAGAAGUUGACGAGGGCGCAGAUGAAGGAGCGCGAGGUGAGGAGGCGGUUGAGGCAUAUCGAGUGGUUGAAUAGUCCCAAGGGGACGCCGCAUCCGCCUGAUACGGAUGAUGAGGCUUAA